Messenger RNA from Gadus chalcogrammus (walleye pollock), 4512 nucleotides. RefSeq names its product v-myb avian myeloblastosis viral oncogene homolog-like 1 (gene mybl1). The record is from RefSeq and is a predicted model, not a curated record. Gene Ontology annotation, cellular component: nucleus. Gene Ontology annotation, molecular function: RNA polymerase II cis-regulatory region sequence-specific DNA binding; DNA-binding transcription factor activity, RNA polymerase II-specific. Lineage: Eukaryota; Metazoa; Chordata; Actinopteri; Gadiformes; Gadidae. Bases 346 to 2712 code for a protein of 788 amino acids. The transcript has 17 exons. Gene Ontology annotation, biological process: regulation of DNA-templated transcription.
GAGGACGAGUUGAGACCAGUGAGGGAGACAGUGCAGCGCAGCGAGGCGUGCACCACCGCGGACCAUUCGGAGUUUAUUUAUUACUAAUCUGGCCAUAAACGCGCGGGUCUAAAUAAACGUGUUCUUAUCAAGAAUCUGUUUUAGUAGGGGAUACACCAACGUUUAUUUGGACGGGUGUUGAAUGACCAAAACAAUGGUUUUACAGUAGGAGCGGUUCGUGCGUAAUGGUGUGGACUGCAGGAUGGCGCGCCGUCAACACUCAGCUCAUGUGGACUUCUAGAAGAGGACCGUCUCCUACCAUUCGUCUCCUUCACAAAGCGUUCCGCACCGCAGCGGGCUGUCAUCAUGGACCACGUCAAGACGCGCAGUGAUGAAGAGGAUGAAGAUCUGCACUCGACCGACCCGGAGAGCCGAGAGAAGAGCAAGGACAAGAGGCCGCUGUGUAAAGUCAAGUGGUCCCGGGAUGAGGAUGACAAACUGAAGAAGUUAGUGGAGCAGAACGGCACCGACUCUUGGAAAGUAAUAGCCGGACAUUUUACAGGGAGGACAGAUGGCCAGUGUCAGCAUCGCUGGCAGAAGGUGCUGAACCCCGAGUUGGUGAAAGGACCCUGGACAAAGGAGGAGGACCAGAAGGUGAUCGACCUGGUCCAUAAGUACGGGCCGAAGCGCUGGUCGGUGAUCGCCAAGCACCUCCAGGGCCGCAUCGGCAAGCAGUGCCGGGAGCGCUGGCACAACCACCUGAACCCCGAGGUGAAGAAGAGCUCCUGGACCCAGGAGGAGGACCGGGUCAUCUACCAGGCCCACAAGAGGCUGGGCAACCGCUGGGCCGAGAUCUCCAAGCUGCUGCCCGGCAGGACGGACAACUCCAUCAAGAACCACUGGAACUCCACCAUGAGGAGGAAGGUGGAGCAGGAGGGGUAUCUGCAGGACGGCUGCCGACCCUUCUCCUCCUCCCACGCCAAGAGACGCCAGCACAGGCCCUGUCCCCCGGCUCCGCCUCCUCCCCCCCCACCUCCUCCUCCGUCAGACCACCAGCACUGCGACCACAGCCCCCUGGCCCUGACCGGCCCCAACCAGAUGGGCGGAUAUCCUUACGACCAGCACACCGGACACCUGAUCGAGAGCCUGCUGGACUCCUCUGGCUUCCUCUCGCCGAGCUCCCUGGACGACCCAGACAGAGAGCAGCGAAUCAAAGAGCUCGAGCUGCUGCUUAUGUCAGCAGAGACUGAGGUCCGUCGCCGCGACGACCAGCGACGGGCCCCCCCCCUCAGCGUGGAGCAGCAGCUCUUCUCCUGGUCCGACGGGCCCCUGACCCCCACUGGGACCCCCCCCAGCAGCACCAGCAGCCAGGAGGACCAGGAGGCCCCGGGGCCCUGGAGGGGGGCCCCCCACCAGGGAGAGGGACCCCCCGCGGGGCCGCUCCCCGUCUCCCCCAGCAAGUUCCUGGCGGCGGAGGCGAGCACGGUGCUGUCCACCCUGCACACUAUCCCCGAGUUCGCCGAGACCAUGGAGCUCAUCGACUCGCUGUGCUCCUCUCUCCAGGACCCCAUGGCGUGGAGCGAGGUGGCCAGCUUCCACCUCUCCGACGGCGGGACGCCCCCCCGGAACGCCAAGGGAGCCUACUCCCCUCCUCCUCCUCCUGAGGCGAGAACCACGACGGAGCAGCAGGAGCAGGAGGACGAGGAGGAGGAGGAGGAGGAGGAGGACGUCCGCUACACCGUCCACGCCUUGGCCGCCGUCUCCGGCAGCCUCGGCAAACAGCGCACCCCGCUGGGCCCCGGCCGGGCCCCGACGCCGGGCCCCAACGCACCCAGGCCCGGGCAGACGUCCCUGGGUCGCGUGAGGAGGAGGACGGGGCAGUCCCCCAUGUGCGACCGCACCUGUCCGUCCUUCCUGGAGAACGUCCAGGUGUCCCCCAGGAAGACGCCCAGCAAGGGCCUGCCCUUCUCCCCGUCGCGGCUCUUCAACAUGUCGGGGGCUGACCAGCUGUGGCUGGACCACCCGUCCUACACCUCCACGCCCGUGUGCGGGCAGAAGGGUCUGCUGACCACGCCCAGCCACACCCUGCCCAAGAGCCAGAAGGAGAACGCGGGCUCCAGGACUCCGAAAUAUCGGAAGACUGUCAUGAUCCCGACUCCCAGGACGCCGACGCCGUUUAAGAACGCUCUGGCGGCGCAGGAGAAGAUGCACGGGCCGGUCAAGAUGGAGCCCCAGCCCCUGGCCUUCUUGGAGGAGGACAUCCGGGAGGUUCUGAAGCAGGAGACCGGAGCCGACAUCUUCAUCCGGACGGACGCCCAGCCGGAAUACGACUCCUGGAAACACAACAUGAGCGGGCCGGCCAGGAAGGUGAGGAAGGCCCUGGUUCUGGACCCCUGGGGGAAAGACUGCCUCCACGUGGAGCUGUUUGAAGACCCACUCAACACUGCCCAGGUGGCGUCGGAGAGUCUCCUGAGCAGCUCGUUGCUCAUGACGCCCGCCUCGGAGAGAGGGGCCCCGGCCGGGAGGGACAGGGCCCCUCAGCAUCGCCACGGCAACCAGAGGACAAAGAGGACGUCGGCCUCCCACAGGACCCCGCCGCGACCGGAGAGGAAGGACUGGGAGGCGGUGGUCUACGGCAAGACGGAGGACCAGCUGAUCAUGACAGAGCAGGCCAGGCAGUACCUGAAACCCUACCCCAUCCCGGGCUCCACCGCCCGGACCCUCGUCCUCUGAACGGCCACCCCCCCCCCCCACCACCAUCCAACCCUACACCCUUGUUGCUAAGGAAACAGAAACAAAGUUCUUCCGUCACGACGAGAGGCGCUUUUUCGACAACAGCAAGAGGCAGAAGGAUAAACUGUUGAAUCUGGAGUGGGGAACGUUUUGGGCUUUUUACAAUUUCUAGGGUUUUUAUAAUUUUUUCUGGACGGAGCAGACUCAACUGCCACUUACGUCAGCUCCAAAUACAAUGUCGUUAUUAUUUUCCGUUUUCUAGGUCACUGCCAAGAUCCCCCUCUCAACCGCCGAUUGGCCGGUAGUUCGGUCUGUUUGUGUCUCCGCUUCGUACCAGUUGGGUACUGGUUGUACUGGUUUUGUUUUGCUGUGAUGGUGACUAGGGCUGGGUCUCGUGGCCAAUUUCCUAAAUCGAUUCGAUUUCGAUUCAUAAGGUUCUGAAACGAUUAAUCACGAUUCGAUUUGAUUCAAUCUGCUCUUGAAUAAUGAAAAUGGCUCUCUUCAUCUUAAACAACAGGUUGUAAGUGCAAACUUGUAAAUUGGACAGUUUAAACUUGAGCUGUAAACAAAAUUGUCUCAAGUCUCAAAAGUGCAAUUUUGAAAUUAGAAAGGAAUUGCAAGUGAAAGUGUACUUAAACUACAACAAUCCAUCACUGAAAAUUGCAUUAAGGCAUUGUUUAUUAAAGUGCAAAAAUAAUAAUAAUGGUAACAACUAAAAAAAUAAAUUAAAAAAAACUCUAGCUCAUGCCCUAUGAAUCGAUAUUGCAAAAUUGAAAUGAAAUCGAUUUUUUUGCCCAGCCCUAAUGUUGACGCCUCAUGCACAUACUCUCGGCUGUAGAUAGAGAUAGUUCAUAAUUAGCCUUGGCUACUUGUGAGCUUAAUAUUUUUAAUAUAUUUGUUGAAUGAAAGAGAAGAAGACUUUUAAUAUGUUAACGCUGUUCAUUAGGUGUGUCUUCCAAGCUUUGUCGAGCUGAGGUCUUCCAUAAAACUCACGAUGACUAAAGGUUACAGGAAUGUUGUGUGAUCAGGAAAUAGUGCUAACUUUAUUUUCUUUUUAAAAAGUUCACCUUUUUGAUGUUAAACGGUUUGUAAGACCCCUGGAUAUUUGUUAAAGUUCUCUCUGUCCUGAUGGAAGCCUGACAUUAUUUGUGUUCAUCUCCCCCCCCCCUCGUGAUGUACGCACGCUCUGAAACUGGCCAGUUGACCAACCAUUGAAAUCCAUUACCUCUCCCCUAACAGUAUCUUUUUUUUAUUUGUCCUAACCAAGUUAAUGCCUACGAAAUGCUGGAUUCGUUAGUUUUUGGACACAGGGGAGUUCGUAUGGGCUUUCUUGUGUUUGACAGAACAAAGAAGCAGCUAUAAGAGCGGCUGAGCACUCGAUUAUUAGAAUGGACGUCAAUGACCGGUCAACUGCCAGAUUUCAGACUGCACACACACAGGGAGAAGGGGAUGAGUUGAACAGAAAUCAUGGCUGAUUCACAUCUCGACAGACGAUGUUAACAAUCAACUUUCACCAAAUCAGCAAAAGUUCUUGAAGGAAACAUUUUUAUCGUUUUCGUUCAGUUUUGUUUUAUUUCAUGAAGAAUGCUAUCCCGAUGGAUAUCAUGUAUUUGGCAGACGGAGACAGGAAGCUGUCAUUAUUGCACUACCAGGGAGUUUCCUGUUGGAUAAAGAAAGGCAGGUUUUUUGAGGGAAACUGGUUUUAGCACUUCAGAAAUUAUGGUUUGUUCGCCAGUUGAAGGGUAGGACUGAGGCCAUAGUGCUCUGUGGAUUUUUUUAUUUUAUUAUCUGAAAUGGCUU